GUGCCAUCUCCAUGACGCCAGCAGCGUCGUUUGUUGCAGCGGGCACGUUGGAUUGCAUUGUGGAGCCUCUAUUUCUUGGUUGCAUUAGUUAACAAUGGCAAAUUGGAAUCAACUUCAACAGCAGCUCAGGCAUCCGAACAAUCCUGUGGUGUUCUUUGAUAUUACCAUCGGCUCUACGGAGGUUGGGCGAAUGAAAAUGGAGCUUUUUGCCGACGUAGUUCCCAGGACCACAGAAAACUUCAGGCAAUUUUGCACUGGAGAGUACAAAAAGGACAGCGUACCGAUUGGCUACAAAGGCUCCACGUUUCAUCGUGUCAUCAAGGACUUCAUGAUCCAGGGAGGCGAUUUUGUCAAUGGUGACGGUAUGGGAUUGACAAGUAUAUAUGGUGGUGCCUUCCCCGACGAGAACUUCCAGAUGAAGCAUGACGCCGCUGGCUUGCUGUCCAUGGCCAACAGUGGCAAAGAUACCAAUGGCUGCCAGUUUUUCAUUACAUGUGCACGAUGCGACUUUCUAGAUGGGAAACAUGUUGUGUUUGGUCGUAUCCUUGAUGGUUUACUGGUCAUGCGGAAGAUUGAAAAUGUUCCCAUUGGACCCAACAACAAGCCGAAAAUUCCCGUUAUCAUCUCACAGUGUGGUGAAAUGUAAACUUGUGCUGGUUCGGGCAUGUAAAUACAUCUUCAAGCCCUGUGGCACGCAAAGCUUGCAAAAGUGUGCCGUUCCAAGACUGAAGAGGAGGACUCUGCACUGGAACACAUGCAUGUAUACAUAGAUCAGUGAGAAAAGCAGUAGCUGUUCCAGUGUAUGACCACUCUCUUACUGUGGUUAUUAAUGUGUGUUGGACUUGGAGAAGGAGCUUUUGAAAUGGGAAUGACACAGUGUGAUGAAAAAACUUGCAGUUUCAUAUUGUGUUUGCAAAAUGCACCAAUUGUCUCUUUGCAGCACCGCAUGUUUUUUUGCUGCAAAUGGCAAACUAAAAUAGACAAGGAUUCUUUUGAAACAAUAUUUGAGUCAUUCUUGGUUCAUCAGUCAAACACUUUCUUGCUGCUUCAUAUAUGGCAUUUUCUGUUAUUUUUGUGAUUGCAUUCAGCUAGUUUUAAGCACAUCGGUGUUUGUUACUGGCAGCCUUCAAACUUUUUGUUUAUUCACAUUUGCAAAUAAUGAUGAUGAAAUACCUGCUGUGAGCUUUAGCACCCACCACAGUGACUCAUUUUCUGUAGUAUUCAGCUGCUAAAUCAGAAUGCGAAAUGUUGUGUUUCGUUUUCAGACUGCUGCAUCCAGGCACAGGCAAACACAAGAUUGUGGGCUUGCUGCUACAGCCGUGUUUCAAUGGAAGUAGAAUGAAAAAAGAAAAGGCUUGUGUACUUGGAUUUCGGUGCACAAUAAUGAGUCCUUGCAUUGUUUGGGAACAUUAAAUCCAAAUAAAUCAGCCAUAUUUUUCAACGUAAAGGCCAUAUCCAAUGCAGUCUUCAAUGUGCAUUGAGGUGCUAGACAAAUGGGGGAGGAAGAUGGAGUGGGUGUUGGAGUAAUAAACAAUGACAGUGUUGUUUCUUCUCGUUCGUCCUGCCUCCCUUGCUUUUUAAUUUUUUUCAAGUGCUCUAAACAACUCGCGCAGCUUCAGCCUGGGACAGCCAUGCCUCGUUACAAUAAAGUUGCAGCCAGCACGAAAAUGCCUUUGUUAUAUCCAAUAUUUGUUAUAAGUGUGUAUUUGUUACAUGCUGAUAUAGGCGAAAAGCAUUUUGAGACUUAGACUCUAUAAUUUGUAAUAUUUAUGUUCGUUACAUUGAGGCUUGACUGUAUCGUGCAUUAAAACUGGUAUUAUGCAUUGGUUAAGAAUUUGACAUUUAUGCUUUGGACCCGAUGUGACAAGCCCGCAUGUUUCCAUGUUCAACUCUAGUGCUUCACAUUCACUGUGCCUUUUUCCUUGCCUACCAUUGUUUUGCAUAGUUUUCUGAAGAGUGGCUUGUAGAUGAGCUUGUUGAUUUUGGAUCAUGAUGAACGUCUUACAUUAUGAAGAAGAUAAAGGAUAAGUUAUUAAAGAAGGCAGCGUGUGCA
This is a messenger RNA of Dermacentor albipictus, 2053 nucleotides long. RefSeq names its product peptidyl-prolyl cis-trans isomerase H. NCBI's taxonomy places the organism in Eukaryota, Metazoa, Arthropoda, Arachnida, Ixodida, Ixodidae. The record is from RefSeq and is a predicted model, not a curated record. Gene Ontology annotation, molecular function: peptidyl-prolyl cis-trans isomerase activity. Gene Ontology annotation, biological process: protein peptidyl-prolyl isomerization; protein folding. Gene Ontology annotation, cellular component: intracellular membrane-bounded organelle.